AUGGCGACCCAAAUUCCUAAAACGAUGUUUACAUGGCGAAAAGACUACACGAGGAGUGAGCCGAGUUAUGUUGAGGUUGCAGUACCGCAGGUUCCUGACGAUGGCAUGUUGAUCAAAGUUUGGGCCGCUGGCGUCUGCCAUAGCGAUAUCAGUAUAUUGGAAUCCAAAGCCCCUCCAUUGGCUUCUCUUCGCCUAGAUCCUUUCACUAUGGGCCAUGAAGGCUGUGGUGAGAUUGUAGGACUCGGUCCCAAAGUUAGUGGGUUUGCCGUGGGCGAUAUGGUCUCAAUUAUCAGCGUCCCUGGCUGCAAUGAGAAGAAUUGCUCGGUUUGUUCGCGAGGUUUCCCACAAGUGUGUCCCGUUGGCCCAAAGUAUGGCUUGGAAAUAGACGGCUCUUUUGCUCCCUAUGUUGCCAUACAGGCACACGCAGCUCUCAAGCUGCCAAAGGGGGUAUCCCCUGCUCAUGGUGCCGUUGCAACUGACGCUGUCCUGACUGCACAUCAUGCAGUUGUGGGCAGAGCAAAUGUACAAGCGGGAGAGACUGUUCUUCUAUAUGGGCUUGGGGGUCUCGGUUUCAAUGCCUUGCAAAUCCUCCUAGACCUCAAAGCUAGAGUCAUCCCAGUCGAUAAACGAGACACAGUCCUUGAGGAAGCAGUCAAGUUUGGUGUGCGGAGAGAGGAUGUCGUCCCUUCAAAUGUCGACAAUAUUGCCAAUUGGAUCAGAGAAAAGGGAAUUGUGAUUGACAAGGUCUUGAACUUUGUGGGCAACACAGAAUCACUUCAGACUGGGAUUGAAGUCGUCCGUCUUGGUGGAACGGUUGUUCUCAUUGGGAUGAUGGCAGAGCACAUGACAUUGCACUCUCAAACCACAGUGCUGAAACAUGUAGAUGUUCUUGGUAGUAUGGGUGGGACUAUAGUAGACAUGAAGGCCGGUCUUGAUCUGAUCGCAAGAGGGGCGCUUGUGCCCCAAGUUGAACUGGAUAAGCUAUCGAAUCUGCCAGAGGUCCUAGACAGACUACACCAUGGCAAGGUCAAGAGUCGGAUUGUACUUAUACCAGAUGGAAUUACCCUCUGA
Messenger RNA from Exophiala mesophila, 1071 nucleotides. RefSeq lists its product as uncharacterized. The record is from RefSeq and is a predicted model, not a curated record. Gene Ontology annotation, molecular function: oxidoreductase activity; zinc ion binding. Lineage: Eukaryota; Fungi; Ascomycota; Eurotiomycetes; Chaetothyriales; Herpotrichiellaceae. The coding region runs from base 1 to 1071 and encodes 356 amino acids. The transcript is spliced from 5 exons.